AUGUCCGCCAACCAAACCUAUCUCAUCACCGGCGCCAACCGUGGCAUCGGCAAGGGCUUCGUCACCACCCUCCUCGCCCGCCCCUCUAUCACCGUCAUAGCCGGCGUCCGCGACCCCUCCGCGUCCUCCUCCAAAGCCCUCGCCUCCCUCCCCAAGGGCGCCUCCUCCACCCUCAUCCUCGUCAAGAUCGACUCCUCCGUCGACUCCGACCCCGCCGCCGCCAUCGCCGCCGUCCAGGAAGAGCACAACAUCACCACCAUCGACACCGUCAUCGCCAACGCCGGCAUCUCACACACCUCCGGCCCCGUGCGCGACACCGCCUCCGCGCCCGCUCUGGACCACUUCCGCGUGAACUCCAUCGCCCCCCUCCUCCUCUUCGCCGCCGCCGCCCCGCUGCUGCGCAAGAGCGCCAACCCCGUCUUCGUGGCGAUCUCCUCGGCGAUCGGCAGCGUCGGCCUGCAGGAGAGCCUGGCGAAGCUGUUCCCGCCGGGCGUGGGGCUGAGCCCGUACGGCGCGAGCAAGGCGACGCUGAACUGGCUGGUGAAGCGGCUGAGCGUGGAGGAGGAGUGGGUGACGGCGUUUGUGUUCCACCCGGGCUUGGUGGAGACGGAUAUGUCGGCGGCGCUGGCGGAGAAGAAUGGGGUGGCGGAUGCGAAGAGUUUGGGGGCGAUUACGGUCGAGACGAGCGUGGGCGGGAUGGUGAAGGUGAUUGAUGGGGCGACGAAGGAGGUUAGUGGCAAGUUUAAGAAUUAUGAUGGGACUGAUUUGCCGUGGUAG
Molecule: messenger RNA, 777 nt
Organism: Colletotrichum gloeosporioides
Lineage: Eukaryota; Fungi; Ascomycota; Sordariomycetes; Glomerellales; Glomerellaceae
Product: Short chain dehydrogenase gsfK
Exons: 1
Coding region: 1-777 (258 amino acids)
Source: RefSeq, a predicted model, not a curated record